AUGAAGGAGAUCCUCUCCAACAAAAGAAAGCUUGAGGACAAUGAAACUGUUAUACUUACAGUAGAGUGUAGCGCAAUUUUACAAAGAAAGCUUUCGCCAAAACUAAAAGAUCCAGGGAGUUUCUCAAUCCCUUGCACUAUUGGAAAUUCUUAUUUUGAAAAAUCUUUAAGUGAUUUAGAUGCAAGUGUAAAUGUAAUGCCUUUUUCAGUCUUUAGGAAACUUGGACUUGGUGAGCCGAAGGCAACUACAGUUUCUUUACAAUUGGUAGAUAGAUCGAUCGAGCACCCAAGAGGAGUUAUUGAAGAUGUGUUGGUGAAAGUCGACAAAUUCUUCUUCCCGGCUGAUUUCAUUGUUUUGGACAUGGAAGAAGAUGAUGAGAUCCCACUCAUACUUGGUCGACCAUUCUUGGCUACAGGGAGGACAUUGAUCAAUGUUCAACAAGGCAAAUUGAUUUUGAGAGUGCUAGACGAGUAA
Tripterygium wilfordii is the source of this 474-nucleotide messenger RNA. RefSeq lists its product as uncharacterized. NCBI's taxonomy places the organism in Eukaryota, Viridiplantae, Streptophyta, Magnoliopsida, Celastrales, Celastraceae. The transcript has a single exon. The record is from RefSeq and is a predicted model, not a curated record. The coding region runs from base 1 to 474 and encodes 157 amino acids.